Molecule: messenger RNA, 1247 nt
Organism: Paramecium sonneborni
Lineage: Eukaryota; Ciliophora; Oligohymenophorea; Peniculida; Parameciidae
Source: the annotation of a GenBank genome assembly
GUACCAAAUACAAAAUAAACACAAAAUUCAAGAAAUUGCGCUCACUGUAAAACAAAAGGCAAAUAUUAAAAGGAUUAUUAGCUAUUAAAUAAAUAAUGAAGAUGGAUGACAAAAGAUUCAAAUUACUCUUAGGAGUCCAUUAUUUAGGCUCAACAAGUAAAUUAUGUUAAUCACUUUUAGACUACUUUGCUACCUCCACUAAAACAUCUACAAUAAAAAAAUGUGUUUAGACUCAAACUUACACUUAAGAUUGUACUCAAAAUGACUAUUCAACACAAUCUCCAUAAAUUAUUAAGGUAAAUAUUCUAAUAUUAUAAAUCUAGAAAAUCAAGACCACUGCAGAUAGUACUUAACUUACAUAUGAAGAUAAUCUAUAUUGCCAUGAAAAUCUUAAAAUACAAGAUUAUACAUAAAUGCCCAUCAAUUUUACUAAUACAACCACUAAUAUACCUAAAUAAAAAGAGUUCUAUUUCAUCAAUCCACUCUAUAUCUAAGAAUUCAAAGAAAAAGAAUAUAAUUAUAAAACUAGAGCCAUCAUACUUAAUCGAAUUCUUGAUAAUUGUAUUAAUAUGAACAAUCCGUAUUUCCAUAAAGCAAUCUAUUUAUUUGAUCUAUUUUUAAGCAAAAUUUAAUGCAAGACAAUCACUAAUUAAUAAUAAUUACGAUUCCUAUCAUUAGCUAUCAUUUUUUUGAUCACUAAAAUGAAUGUUGAAAUUCCAAACAUCAAUAUAUUACUUUCAUAAUCAUCACUUAAUAUGAGUAAAUAACAAUUGUUAUAAUAUGAACGAUUUAUCCUUAAAGUUUUGGAUUGGCAUAUAAAUCCACUUACAUUAUAAGAUGUAUUUUAUGAAGUCAUUUUACGAUUUUAAAGAACCUUUCCAAAAUUAAAUAUUUACACUUCCAAUCAACAACUUAAUCUUAAGAUAUAAAUUAACGAUAAAGAUAUGAAAAUUAUCAACCAAAUACUCAAUGUUAUAGUCUUAGAUCAUAACUAUCUUAAUUAUGAUUUAGAAGAUCUUUCAUUUUCCAUUUUGUAUGUUAUCUACUCAAAGGAACUCAAAGAUAAUCAAUUCGAAGAUUUUUUAAAAGACCAUAACAAAUCCAAAUAACAAAUCAUGGCUUCUAUUAGAUUUGUAUCCAAAUUUAUUAGAGUCAUUCAAUAAUUGGUAAUAAAUUAUACUUAAUUUUAGAAUGAAAAAUAAUUAGACAUAAAUUCAUUAGAAAUACUUAAACUAGUUUGUGAUUGA